CUUGAUGCUUGGCUAUUACAAGUUAAAGGCAAAAGAGAACCGCUUCACACCUCGUUCGCCUUCAAAUUUUAGAGAGCUGCGUUGUCGUUCGCUCUCUCCUUUCGGGCCUCGGUUAUUUCUUGAUUCCAAGAGGUAUAUAACUUGACGAAAGAUGUACACCUUGGCUUUAUUCGUUUUGUGGUGUCGCUUCGGAGCGGCAGAUGCUCUCCAGGAGCCUCAGAUCUGCUAUGUGCUCGAUGCCAUCCUCUUUCUCUAUGGGAUUGUUCUAACUGUGCUCUACUGCAGGCUUAAGAUCAUUCAGAGCAGAUCAGCAAAGACUGCCUCCUCAUCUGAGAAACAAGCUGAAGGAAUCUAUACGGGCUUGACACCUCGCAACCAGGACACCUAUGAGACGCUCAAUCUUCAGAAACAAUAGGAGAAAUGUGUACUGAUUUGCCUUUUGAAAAUUGGUCUUAGCCUUUGCCCUUAAUCUGCCCAAGUGACGGGUCUAGCACCACUCCAACUCCCACCAUCACAUGUUUUAAGACUGUGCAACCUAAUGUAUAACCACCCACUGCCUGCUGUUUAAAGCCAUGCUGCUGCUGUGGCCGACAUCAUUUGCACACCACUUCGCUGCAUCCUGUCUGGUAUCCGAGUGCUGAUCUGUAGAUGAGCUGGCAUCUCAACCAUUCUCAAGUUUAAUGUAGACCUUGGCUUGUAGGUACCAGGGAGGGGGGACGUUCAGGCGCUGAGACACCUGCUAAAUGACAGUCACAUUCAAGAACGUCUGCACAAAUGAAAAUGUCACUCAUUGAAUUGGAGAACCAAAUGCCAAGGGAGUUUAGGCUAUUCUUACUAAGCAUGUAACACUUAACUGCCCAUCAUGCUACAAUACAAUUUCAGUUAUAAUUGGCUGUAUAAAUGUGGCAUUAACAGAAAAUUAAUGCUAAAAAGUCAUAUAAUGGGAAAAACAAGCAUCCUCCAUAAAUAUAGUGUCCAGACCUGGGUUCAAAUUCAGCCUCCUGGUAUUAAGGCAGCAAACCUGAACAUUGAACCCUCAGAUAAAUAAAUCCAGAUAUAAAGAAUUGUAAUGUGCCCAAAUCUUGUACGACCACUUGAAUGAAUAUGCUCCCCAAGUGUACAAUGAUAAACAAGACUUUAGCAGCAUUCUUCUUGCAUUUUACUGCCCCCUGCAAAUGUCUAUUAUGCAUAACAACAGAUGAUUUUGGCUAUUUACAAGAGCAAUGAGAGCAUCCAUCUAGUAAGUGAAUGCAAAAUGUAAAAUAGGAAGAGAAGAGUGAUGGAAGCCGUCAUGUUUAUUGAAUUUUGCUGGGUUUUUUAAAUACUUAUUUUGCAUCAUUAUUACUAUUAUUAAAAUGUAUUUUUCAAACA
This is a messenger RNA of Polypterus senegalus (gray bichir), 1371 nucleotides long. It is a transcript of the gene fcer1g, whose product is annotated as Fc fragment of IgE, high affinity I, receptor for; gamma polypeptide. Bases 152 to 415 code for a protein of 87 amino acids. Gene Ontology annotation, molecular function: IgE receptor activity. The transcript is spliced from 5 exons. Gene Ontology annotation, biological process: cell surface receptor signaling pathway. Gene Ontology annotation, cellular component: Fc-epsilon receptor I complex. The record is from RefSeq and is a predicted model, not a curated record. Lineage: Eukaryota; Metazoa; Chordata; Cladistia; Polypteriformes; Polypteridae.